Messenger RNA from Tuber aestivum (summer truffle), 1473 nucleotides. The record is from the annotation of a GenBank genome assembly. NCBI's taxonomy places the organism in Eukaryota, Fungi, Ascomycota, Pezizomycetes, Pezizales, Tuberaceae.
AUGGCAGAUACCAGGACCCGUAUCUGGCUCGAUUGUGACCCUGGUGAGUUGUAGACUCCUGUGUGAUACCUAUAUUCAAGUAGUCAUAAGUUGUUUGGAUAUCCUGCUGACGCAUUACCCUCCAGGCCACGAUGUAUGUAAUUGCACCUCUUGCCUCAACCACUUCAAAAAAAAAAAAAAGAUCAAUCUGCUGAAGCUGUCAUUUAGGAUGCGUUCGCCAUGAUCCUCGCUGCCGAGCACCCCAAUGUUGAACUCAUUGGUGUAAGGCCAAGGAAACCCAGCCAACGCCCUCUCUAGUGCAAUCUCUAACAAGGCCAGAUAUCCACCGUUCAUGGAAAUUCCUCGAUGGAUAACGUAACUGCCAAUGCACUCUCUCUACUCACAGCAAUUGGAAGGACGGAUGUCCCGGUGCACGCCGGAUCCUGCAAACCCUUCGCGCGCCCUGCCGUCCAUGCUCCAGAUAUCCACGGUAGCUCUGGUAUCGAUGGGACCACCUUGCUACCCGAUUCAAAGGUCGCUAUGAAACCAGGGAAUGCCAUUCUGGCCAUGUACGAGGCUAUCAUGAAGACACCGUUUCAAACUUGUGCAAUCGUGGCCACCGGAACCUUGACCAACGUUGCGUUAUUGUUCGCCGCCUUUCCAGAUGUAGUGGGACAUAUCCGAUGCGUUUCCAUCAUGGGAGGAGCUUUUGGCGGGAGGGAUGACGCCAAGGGAAACAUUACCAAGUGGGCAGAAUUCAACAUCUAUGUUGGCUACCCUUUCAGCUAUCUUUUAUCCAUAGCAUCUCGCUAACUCAUGCUCCGUAGUGCGAUCCCGAAUCCGCCCAAUCGAUAUUCUCCAACCCGGAGCUUUCUGGCCGGAUAACACUAGUUCCCCUAGACUUGACACAUACAGUCCUCGCGACCUCUGAUAUCCGAACCACGCUCAUGACGACAUCUCAUCCCACUACCAAACUCCGCAAGAUGCUUCACGAUCUUCUCACUUUCUUCUCGAAGACGUAUGCCGACGUUUUUGGAAUCACUGCUGGCCCCCCGCUCCAUGAUCCCCUAGCCGUUGCGGCUAUCAUUCCUGGCGAUGAAAUCGAGUGGGAUAUGGAGGAGGUUCAAGUCGAGGUUGUCUGUCACGGCGAACAAACUGGACAGACAAUCAAGACUCCAAGGGAUCAAGCCCAUGAGAAAGUCAGGGGAGAGGGACUAGGCAAAGCGGGUGUAAAGCCUGUGGCUUGGAUUAAAGUUCCUCGAAGCGUUGCUGUUGACAACUUCUGGAAGGUUAUGAUGUCAUGCGUCGAGAAGGCCGACGGAAGAUAUGAUUGGGUAUAGCAGUACCGUAUCCUAUGAAUAACGGACUACUUUUAGUUGUAUGUGACAAAAAAAGGGGGGGAACGUUAAUGAGGUCUUUACAAAGGUUUAUUUUUGGACGAUAAAAUAGCCAGGGGUGAUGAUCAAUGACAUAAAGACAGAGUGAUUUCACAUG